Molecule: messenger RNA, 1289 nt
Organism: Amphiprion ocellaris (clown anemonefish)
Lineage: Eukaryota; Metazoa; Chordata; Actinopteri; Pomacentridae
Exons: 4
Coding region: 111-1289 (392 amino acids)
Source: RefSeq, a predicted model, not a curated record
CCGUUGCUAACGUUAGCUGAUGGAAACUGUUUCUAACGUGUACUGAUGUGUGGAAGUUUUUACAGACGGUUGUUUUGUCUUAUCUCAGAUUAAUAUUUUAUCACUUAAAGAUGAGUUCAGUCCAGAAUCUGAGAGAGUUGAUCAACCAGCGACUAACUGCUGCUGCUGAAGAAAUAUUCACAGAGUUUGAGAAAACCAUCGUCCAGUACGAGGAGGAGAUCGAUCGUCAGCGCAGACUGCUGGAUAACAUCUGGAAACCUGAGAUAAAGUUACACACAACAGACCUUCUGCAGCAACAUGUCCAGGAGGAGAAUGUUCUUGCUGAGCAGAAUCUCUGCAACCAGCAGAGGAACUCCAAUGUGGACCAGGAUGAUCCAGAUGCUCCACAGGUGAAAGAGGAACAGGAGGAACUGUGCACCAGUGGGGAGGGAGAGCAUCUUGCACUGAUGCAAGAGGCUAACACACUGGUUCAGUGUAAAUCCAACUGUGUAGAAAUAUCCAGAGAAAUAUUUCUUGUAUCUGAUAAACCACUCGGCCAGUUGGAUGAAGAGAUUGAUUAUCAGCCCAGGCUGCUGGAUCCCUUCUGGAAACCACGAAUAAUUUUACACAGAAUUGAUCACCCACAUCAAGAUGUCUGGAAAGAGAGGAAUGGUCUUGCUCAUCAGCAGCUCUGUAACCAGGAGAAGAAGUUUCGUCUGGAGCAGGAGGACCCAGAGAUUCCACAGAUUAAAGAGGAAGUGACGGAAUUCUGCACCAGCCUGGACCAGAAAGACCCAGAACCUUCACAGAUUAAAGAGGAACUGGAGGAACUCUGUACCAGUCAGCAGAAAGAGCAGAUUGUACUGAAUCAAGCUACUGAUACCUUUCUAUUGACUUCAGCUGAUAAGGACGGUGACCACAGUGAACUAGAACCAAACAGGGAUCAGCUCCUCUCUUCCAAUUCACCAGUAGCUGAGAGCCCACAUCAGGAGGGAAGUAAGCAUGUAGACUCAGGGUCAACUAGAAAUGCAGCGCUGAAGCCAAAGAAGAGUCAUAAAAGAGAGAGCAGUCACAGUAACAAUGUAGACAAGUCUUCAUUGUCAGGAAGUCACUGUGAUACAGACACAGGUAGAAAGUCUUUAAAAUGUGAUGUUUAUGGAAACACCUUUCAGAAUAAGUACCAAAUGAAGAAACAUCACCAAAUCCACAACAGUACAAAACCAAGUGCUGACAAUGCAUGCAGAAAAAAAUGUAAUUUAGGGUCUGACCUGAAAGUCCAUAUGGUCAUUGACAAAGUGGUUCCUGGAUGA